AUGAGGUGUGUAAGUCCUUUCAAGCACGAUUUAUUAGCAAAUAAUUACUCGUGUAUUGGUGUUAGUAACAUGUUUUCUUCAAGACCGCUGAGCGCCAUUUUGGUGGCAGCCAUUUUGUGUAAUCAUGGAUACAGCAAAUCUGUUCCCUUAAAAAGACAUUCUCGAGAUGCAGAUUUGUCGCGAGCAAUUCAGAUUUUACAAGAUCAAAGAGAUCGACUCCAAGAAGAAGAUUUCAGAAGAUUGGCGGAGAGUGGCAUUGAUCUUCAGGCUUUAGGUUUAUUAGAUUCGGAAGACGUCGAAAAUGAACCUUUAUGGCUGUCCGAUUCCCUUGUUGAUCAGGAAAACCCAGAGGAGAUCCCUUUAGAUGAAGAAAUUCCAAUACCAGAGGCAGAAUCGGUUCCAGGGGAUGAUGAUGUUGUGGAAACAUCAAACGAGGAAUUGGAAAAUAUUUUUGAUGAAAAUGGCGAUCCUGCAGCAAAAAUAACCAAAACAGAGGAGAUUAUUGAAGAAGAACUACCAUCUAAUGAAAGUGACUCUCUUGACCUAGGUGAAGAUUCUAAACUUUCUGACGACGAGUAUCAAGCUUUAUUGAGAGCGGUCGAAAAAUUACAGAAAAAUUCCAAAGAUAGCGAUAAACCAAAUGAAUUGGAGAAUAUGAAAAAGAAACGUACACCCAAAGAAGUGGUUAAAGUAUCUAAAGAGGAAUUAAAUGGUGUAUUUGGAGAACCUCAAAAUGAUUCAAAUAAUAAUGAUAAAACCGACAAGGAAACCGAACCCGAUGUAUUGAAGAGAUCCCCACCAAACACUGCAAAUAUUGAAGAAACCUUGCCGUUAGACGAUUAUUGGCUUUUAAAUAACUAUCUAAACUACGACGAUUCACGAAAGAAGAGAUUUAUCCCGGAAAGGGUACCAAUGGUUGAUCAGCCAGAAUCUGAUGAAUUUAAUGGCGAUAGAGAUGCUAUGAUGGCUGAAAUCGAAAGAUUAAGAUUAGUUAACCAUUUGGAAGAUUUAGAAAACGAAGCUCUUACGGAAGCCUUGAAUCAAGCAACCCAAUCUCAAGAGGAAGGAUCCGUUUCAUCAAAAGAAUUCAAAUCUUUGGAAAAAGCCAUCAAAAUAGAAGAAGCGCUUCAAACUCUCAAUCCAUCUGAGGAACAGCUUGCUUUCAUAGUUCAAGCUUUAGCUAAAGAUGUGUUAAAACGCGCUGAACCGGAUUUUAAAAAGAAGCGAAUGGAUAUAGGUGAUAUUGAUAAUGAGUACCCUGUAUAUUCAGAAGAAUCAGCCAAGAAACGUUCUGGUUACAGAGAUGACCAAGGUUUGUGGUACGAUUUCUCAGCUAAAGACAAAAAGAGUAACAUUCAAUCUCAAGAUUUGUUGGAUUAUUUAGAAAGCCAAGUUGAAGGUAACCAAGAUAAUAAUGUAGAAAAUGAAGAUAUAGGAAAUGACGAGACUGGCAUUGUACCUUAUAUAUCUGAUGACACACAAGAAACGUGUCCAGAAGUUGAAUCAUUUAGUGAUGGUUGUGCCUUUGCUGAUUAUUAUGGAUUACCCAUAGAUAAAGAAGCACGAGAGUUAUGUAAUAGAUAUCAAAUAUGUAAUACAUGUGGUUCAAGUUUUGGAUUAACCAGUGACUGGUGUGAUAAUACUUACAGAGAGGUCUACAGUAGUUUGUGUGAGGAAAAUAGCGAAUGUGUCAUUGAAGCUGAACUAUUUUUAAGGACAAUGAAAUUAAAACGUCGUUUUGUAACACAACAGAUCUGUAUGGACCAAUGUACUGCUGAAUAUAUCGGCAUCGUGUAACGUCCGUUAUUAAAGGACCUGUACCUGUGUGAACAAAAUGUGUGACCUCUUGUCCAUUUUGUUUAAUGGCAGUACUUAAUCACUGCGACUGCGCAUAAGUCAAAAUAAUAACUUGGAGCACUUAAAUGGGUAAAGAAAAUAGACCCCAUUCCGUUUAGUUCGGAACUCGAAAAGCUUAAGAAGAAGCGAUUUGAGAUAAUUUGAUGAAUCGGUGCUACAAGUUACAAUUUCUGCUUGUGCUAGAAAAAGAAACGAAAUGGCUGACAUUUUAAGACGGAGUUGUAUAAGCAGAAAUACAAGCCGUAGUUUAAAAGAGACUGAAGUCAUUUUGCAAGGGUUAUCUAUUU
Molecule: messenger RNA, 2144 nt
Organism: Lottia gigantea (owl limpet)
Lineage: Eukaryota; Metazoa; Mollusca; Gastropoda; Lottiidae
Exons: 5
Coding region: 1-1797 (598 amino acids)
Source: RefSeq, a predicted model, not a curated record